Molecule: messenger RNA, 3619 nt
Organism: Triplophysa rosa
Lineage: Eukaryota; Metazoa; Chordata; Actinopteri; Cypriniformes; Nemacheilidae
Gene: kctd15a
Product: potassium channel tetramerization domain containing 15a
Exons: 5
Coding region: 666-1388 (240 amino acids)
Biological process (GO): protein homooligomerization
Molecular function (GO): protein binding
Source: RefSeq, a predicted model, not a curated record
UCGAGGCGAAUUGUGUGGGCGCCUUUCGCAGAGGCACAAUGCAUAUCGAUAUACGCCAUUUAGUUUUCAUGGCCAGCAGAAUAUUAUUACAACGCUGAAAGACACCGGCGAGCAAAGAACAUACUAAACCAAAUUAAAAAGAUAAAUUCGUUCAAGCCCGCAACAACAAACUCUGCAAUAGAAACGCGUAAGACCCGAGUGGAAAAUAAACCGUCAAGAAUAGUGAAUUGCGUGUUGCUUAAAAGUCUAUUUUCAAACAAAAAGGUUUUUAUCCUUUGCGCUCUGAAGGUUAACCAAAGGCACGGCGCAGCGCACAGGUAACCCAGCAAACCGUUAUCCCCGCGUUUCACACAUAUCUUUGUUCAGACUUGGCAAAGUAGAUAAAUUCGAUACGAUUAAACACACAAAUACGCAUACUUCCAAAUCUGAACUCGCCCCAGCUCAGGCAGGGUUGAGCUAAUUGUAGCCUAAUCCUGCCCCGGGGCGUUUGGAGAGCCUUGAGCAAGAAUUCUUGUUCGUCUGUCCUCUGUUAUUCGGGCUGGAACGCUGUGCCUUCAACGCACUCUCACGCUUCAACAAAAAGAGGCAAGAAAGAAAAAAGCGAGCCGACGACACGCCACGAUCGAUCUCAUGUUUUAAAGAGGGCUGAAGAUACAUUUACAGCUAUGUCUUCCAAGGAGGGAAGGAGUAUGUCUCGGCUCUCUUUGACCCGGUCCCCCGUGUCACCUUUGGCGACUCAGGGAAUCCCGCUGCCGGCUCAGCUGACUAAAUCCAACGCACCGGUCCACAUUGACGUAGGUGGGCACAUGUACACCAGCAGUCUGGCCACCCUCACCAAAUACCCCGACUCGAGAAUCAGUCGUCUGUUCAACGGCACUGAACCGAUCGUUUUGGACAGCCUGAAGCAACACUAUUUCGUCGACAGAGACGGAGAGAUAUUCCGUUACAUCCUGAGCUACCUGAGAACCGGCAAACUUCUCCUCCCCGAUGACUUCAAGGAGUUCCAGCUGCUGUACGAGGAGGCUCGGUACUACCAGCUGACGCCUAUGGUUAAAGAGCUGGACCGCUGGAAACAGGACCGGGAGCAGCGGCGGACGGCUCAACCCUGCGAAUGCCUGGUGGUGCGGGUGACCCCUGACCUGGGCGAGAGGAUUGCCAUCAGUGGGGACAAGGCCCUCAUCGAAGAGAUUUUCCCAGAGACAGGGGACGUCAUGUGUAAUUCCGUCAACGCCGGCUGGAACCAGGACCCAACCCAUGUCAUCCGGUUUCCGCUGAAUGGCUACUGCAGGCUCAACUCUGUGCAGGUCCUGGAAAGGCUCUUACAAAAAGGGUUCAGCAUGGUGGCGUCAUGCGGCGGGGGCGUGGACUCCUCCCAGUUCAGCGAAUAAAUCCUGAGUCGAGAGGACAGACGGUGUCAAAGCAGCCACACGCCCAUCAGGAUAAAACAGGAGCCUCUAGACUAGCCGGCUCUUACACUAACCACGAACACCUCAAUCUGCUUUUGAAGAAAAAACUCCAACGGACAAAUACCAGACAUUAAUUUGCGAGUCUUCCACGUGACUCCUGAACUUAAGACUGAAAUGUUAGUAAAUAUACGAGUAAUGGAUUCAUUUCGUCGACGACCCUCUUCUUAAAGACUCUCGCUUAACAAACGAAAGCGAGGAAAUUUCUAUAGUGCACAUUUUGGUGUAGUUGAGAAACGUGAGGUAAUUUUGCCACCACAUGUGUGCAACCCAAACAACUAGAACGCUUCCAAAUGAAGCAGUCAGACAUCCGACCUCACGGGCGAAAUUAACUGCACGAAAUACAAAGUCUGUCCUGUGCUCAAGAUCCAUUUUUAAUCUUGAUAUCUAAUGUUCUCAUUUUCCAGUCUCAUCUAUGUAAAUCAGAUCUUUUAUGACCUACAGGUUUAUUGCCGUUGUUUCGCUACAUGAAGGAUUGGUGCACAGUUCUCAGAAGUCGUUCGGUUGUGGAGCGUCUGUGUUCUGGCUGUGUCGAUGCUUUGACUAGAGGCUACGCGGCUAAAGCAGACAGCCUGUUAAUGCAUUCAGAGCCGGGCAGGGAGGCUUUUUGUUCAAGCAUGUCCGAAGGGGAACCUGGACUCAUUUGCGAGAGCUUUUCUGAUGGCAUCGCUAAAUCCACUACCCGAUGGUACAUGAAACAACAUUCACUCUUUCUGCAGGGAGGCCGUUUUCUUCGUCUUCAAAAAAAAGAAAAGCUCUGAACGUACCAAAACGGUUGUUUAUUCUUGCAUAUAGAAACAUACGACUUCCUAACAUUCAUUAUUUGCGGUUGCUCAAAUAGCCGAUGAAAAAGUUAAGCAAAGAUCUCUUGCAGAUAUCGAUGCCCUUUGCAUCCAAAACAACAUUUUGUUUGAAGGCAGCUUUUUUUGGACGGAGGAAAAUGAGAUUACUGAGACGGCUAAUGAAUGCAAUGCUCCAGGGCUCUUUGCACUGUAUAUCAGAGGCGCUGGUCCGACCGUCUGAAGAGAACUGGAGGAUUGCUGUGAGUUUAAGCUCAGAGAUGUUGGAGACUGAUGGGUUAUGGGUCAGAGAGAAGGCAGGUCACUUUCCCACAAUCCCUUUUACUCACGCUUCCCCUAUCAGAGAUGCAGAGAGAACAUGGCGAGUGAACGGGCUUGAAAGGUUAAUUCGGGAGCUGGUAAACAGACUGAAAUGCGUAAUGUGUUGUAAAAUGAGAUCUUUACUAGGGUGUUUUUUAAGACCUCUGCCUCAACAUUUCAAAAUGUUGUUGUUUUAACCAGGCAGCAUCUUUUUAUGCUAUCUAAUUCACAUUUUUAUUCUAGAUCUGCCACACGUUGUACAUAAUGGCUCACGGCAGCUUCGCAAUUCCCCAGAAUGCAUUUCAAUGCGGUGGAGAGCAAGUUGCAAUUUUUAGUUUUAGACAAGAUUAUAAAACAAUUAACCCUUUAAGGAAUAGUUCACCCCAAAUUAAAAUCAUAUGUCAUCAUUUACUCACCCUCAAGUUGUUCAAAACCUGUUUAAAUUUCUUUGUUCUGUUGAACACAAGGAAAGAUAUUUGAUGAAUGAUAGCAACUGAGAUUUCUGGGGCACCAUUGACUCCCAUAGUAGAAAAGAAUAUUGUUUUUUUUCUGUUGAACACAAAAGAAAAUAUUUUGAAGAAUUUAGGAAAACAAAACUUUGACUAGCAUGUUCAGAACUGGAAAUUGCUAACAUUUUUCCAAAAAACAUUUUUUGUGUUCAGGAGAACAAACACAUUUAUACAGGUUUGGAACAACUUGAGGGUGAGUAAUUGAUGUCAAAACUUUACUUUUUGGGGGUGAAGUAUACCAUUAAGGACACAUCGUGGAAACUGCGAAAUGGGUCGCUGUCUCCGAUCCAGAGAGGGAAUCAGGUCAGCCAUUACAUAAAUCUUAAUUUAAAUACUGCGCUAAUGGAUGUUGUGUCAAGAUGUAUGUUGCAGUACGGUCCAAAUGUAUAUUAUUUAAAUAAAAACAUUUUUUGUAAUGGAUUAUUAUCGAUAUAAAUCAUAGUGGUAUGUCAGGCAUGUGCUUAUUUGAAUUGUCACAUUCUUUUUGUAAUUGGUGUUGAUAAAACAAACUUUUAAUAAAAUGUUGGAUUUCUUCACUAUUUUAAAA